AUGGGUCUCAUUCACCAAAUCGAGGAAAAGGUCAUGCAGCACGACGCCAAGAAGCACCACCAGAACGGCCCUGCAUCGCAGCAGCAGGGAGCCUACAGCGGCAAUGGCGGCUUCGGCGGCGCGCUGCAGCAGAACUACGGCGGGCUGGGCGGCGAGGGCGGCUUUGGCGGUCCGAGCGGGUUCGGGUGGGCCCUUUCGACUGCCUGA
Molecule: messenger RNA, 207 nt
Organism: Rhodotorula graminis WP1
Lineage: Eukaryota; Fungi; Basidiomycota; Microbotryomycetes; Sporidiobolales; Sporidiobolaceae
Exons: 2
Coding region: 1-207 (68 amino acids)
Source: RefSeq, a predicted model, not a curated record